CCCGUCCCGGCCCCUGGAGGAGAGGAAACGCCAGCAGCAGCAGCAGCAGCAGCAGCAGCAGCCAGAACCAGCUCCGCACCGCAGCACCAUCACUGCUGCCUCUCGCCUGCAUAGUAACAUGGUUUGCAGGGCUCGGCUGCUGUAGCCAAGGGCCACUUAGUCAGUCAGUCACUCAGCCGGCCACUCGGUUUGUGUGUGUGUGUGUUUGUGUGUGCGUGGUGUGUGUGUGUGUGGAUGCGUGUGUGAGCGUGCAGUAAGAAACAGAGGUCUCGGACGGUCCAAGCAUCACUAUUCGUCCAGGAGGGAAGCGUCCAGAGCGAGCCCCGCGUUCCUGCAUCUCUUCCCGGCUGUCCUACACACCAGCCCCGCUGAACCGGAGCAGGGAUAACCCCCCCAUCCCCAGCUGCACCGACACUGCCUCGGCUUUAUCGGGUGUGAAAAGCGGCCUGGCUAGAGCUAUAGCUGCUGUUGUUGUCAAGGAAACUGAGAGCCCUGUCCCGUUACCAUGGGGAAACAGAACAGCAAGCUGCGGCCUGAGAUGCUGCAGGACCUACGAGAGAAUACCGAGUUCUCCGACCAUGAGCUGCAGGAGUGGUACAAGGGUUUCUUGAAGGAUUGCCCCAGUGGAACCCUGAAUGUGGAAGAGUUCAAGAAGAUUUACGCCAAUUUCUUUCCCUAUGGUGAUGCCUCCAAGUUCGCCGAGCACGUCUUCCGAACCUUUGACACCAACGGUGACGGGACGAUAGACUUCCGGGAGUUCAUCAUCGCUUUGAGCGUGACGUCACGGGGCAAGCUGGAGCAGAAGCUGAAAUGGGCCUUCAGCAUGUACGACCUGGAUGGAAAUGGGUACAUCAGCCGCGAGGAGAUGCUGGAGAUUGUACAGGCCAUCUACAAGAUGGUGUCAUCUGUGAUGAAGAUGCCAGAGGAUGAAUCCACGCCGGAGAAGAGGACAGAUAAGAUCUUCAGACAAAUGGACCUCAAUAAUGAUGGCAAAUUAUCCCUGGAGGAGUUUAUCAAAGGUGCCAAAAGCGACCCUUCCAUCGUCCGGCUACUCCAGUGCGACCCCAGCUCGGCCUCCCAGUUCUGAACUACUGCCCCGCUAUGACCCCUUCUUCCUCACCCUCUCUGUUGCUAUUGAACCAGUCACUCAAAUCAAUGCAUGAUGGUUCUCGUCUCUCAUAUCAUCUUAAAAUUUUUGUUGUUGUGUGCAAAGAUGGAGGAGGAAUUUUAAAGACGAUAAGAAAAGUCAUCACUAUUAUUUUACUUUCAUUUUUAUAUUUGGGGGAAAUAUAUGAAGGGACAUGUAUACAUUUAAUGAUCAGUCGAGAGAGGCGUCCGCUAAUGUUCCCGAAUAUCUCUCUCUCUCUGGAACGUCAGAUUUCCAGGGGGCUUGUGACAAAGUUUUUUUUUUUUUUUUUUGCAGGGUGAGGAUUACUCAGUUUCUCCUCCAACACACAUGUAUAUCAUGUAUAUACUGUAUGUCUAUGUAUAUCAUAAGAUGAAGUACAUUCGUCUUCAUGUAUGGUGCACACUCUCUGGCAUUGAAAGGCAGUAUUAUGUAGCGUAGCUUCCUGGUCUGA
Molecule: messenger RNA, 1580 nt
Organism: Seriola dumerili (greater amberjack)
Lineage: Eukaryota; Metazoa; Chordata; Actinopteri; Carangiformes; Carangidae
Product: hippocalcin-like protein 1
Exons: 5
Coding region: 506-1087 (193 amino acids)
Molecular function (GO): calcium ion binding
Source: RefSeq, a predicted model, not a curated record